AUGAAUCAACAGAUCUUGCUCCCAGCCUCCUCCUCCACAAACUCGACCAUAACCUACCCUCAAGUACAACAACCAGUCGCUGUCCCAUCAACACCGGGCGCAAGUGGAACGUUGGCAUUUCCGAAUAGCGUUAUGAGUGUUGACGAGAAUGUGAACAAUGUUGUUGACCAGACUGGUCAAGCGCCUAUCCAGAGCGUGACUGGAAUAGUGCCGAUCUUGCAAAACAUUGUUGCAACAGUCAACCUCGACUGUCGACUAGACCUCAAAACAAUCGCCCUUCACGCGCGAAACGCAGAAUACAAUCCAAAGCGUUUCGCAGCAGUGAUUAUGCGAAUCCGUGAUCCAAAGACAACUGCUUUAAUCUUCGCUUCUGGCAAGAUGGUCGUCACCGGGGCCAAAUCGGAAGAUGACUCUAAACUUGCAAGUCGGAAGUACGCGAGGAUUAUUCAGAAAUUGGGGUUCAAUGCGAAGUUUACAGAAUUUAAGAUUCAGAACAUUGUUGGAUCGUGCGAUGUCAAGUUUCCUAUUCGAUUGGAGGGGUUGGCUUAUUCUCAUGGACACUUUAGCAGUUAUGAACCGGAAUUAUUCCCUGGCCUAAUUUACAGAAUGGUCAAGCCGAAGAUCGUAUUACUGAUUUUCGUUUCUGGAAAGAUUGUGCUUACGGGCGCGAAGGUGCGUCAAGAGAUUUAUGAGGCUUUCGAAUCCAUAUUCCCCGUACUCACUGAAUUCCGAAAACCGUAA
This is a messenger RNA of Paraglomus brasilianum, 741 nucleotides long. The record is from the annotation of a GenBank genome assembly. NCBI's taxonomy places the organism in Eukaryota, Fungi, Glomeromycota, Glomeromycetes, Paraglomerales, Paraglomeraceae.